AUGGCGGACGAAAAACACAUGUUCCAUCUUACAUGCGAUGAAACAACAAUCACGUUGGAAGAUGUGGAGCUAUUAUUGGGUUUACCCAUUAGCGGCCACGAAGUCAUCAGGCAGACUUCCAACUUAGGAAGUGUUGUUUGUGCAGAGUUGCUCGAAGUGGUCCCAUCGGCGGAUCAAAGGAAAGGUCAGAGUAUAACUCUAACAUGGCUUGAGGAAACAUUUAGCAUAUUGCCAUACGAUGUAGGUCAACGAGAGAUAGAAUGUUAUGCACAUGCCUAUAUCCUAAGGCUUAUCAGUAGUGUCCUCAUGCUAGAUAUGUCUCAGAACAGCGUUCAUCUGAAGUGGUUACCACUUCUGAGGGAUUUUACAGAAGCAGGAAGAUACAGUCGGGGUUCAGUAUUUCUAGCAACCUUGUGGGCACACAUUGAAGUGGAUGACGAUAGCCACAACAAUAAGCACAAUGUGAAGCCACCUGCUAAUCGCCGUUGUUGCACUGUUCUGGUCGCCGUGUUCACCGUUGAUGCCGCCGGCGUGAUUGAACGGCUAAGAUAA
Molecule: messenger RNA, 552 nt
Organism: Dioscorea cayenensis subsp. rotundata (Guinea yam)
Lineage: Eukaryota; Viridiplantae; Streptophyta; Magnoliopsida; Dioscoreales; Dioscoreaceae
Product: protein MAIN-LIKE 1-like
Exons: 3
Coding region: 1-552 (183 amino acids)
Source: RefSeq, a predicted model, not a curated record